This is a messenger RNA of Arachis stenosperma, 951 nucleotides long. RefSeq names its product U11/U12 small nuclear ribonucleoprotein 25 kDa protein-like. Gene Ontology annotation, biological process: mRNA splicing, via spliceosome. The record is from RefSeq and is a predicted model, not a curated record. The transcript is spliced from 6 exons. Gene Ontology annotation, cellular component: U12-type spliceosomal complex. Bases 15 to 647 code for a protein of 210 amino acids. NCBI's taxonomy places the organism in Eukaryota, Viridiplantae, Streptophyta, Magnoliopsida, Fabales, Fabaceae.
UACCGUCUCUGACGAUGCACUUCUCUUCGCUGAUGAUCGACGUUGAAGACCGCAGCAGUAUCGUUGCCACAAAAACCUUUUCCUAUAACAAGCUUCCUUCUGAACCAUUCACCCUCUCCAUUCUCAAAUUGGACGGAUCUUGCUUCCAUGUUGAAGUUGCGAAAACGGCAACUGUUGCGGAACUCAAUCGUGCGGUGGAGGCGGUUUUUAGUCACACACCUCAGAAAUGGCCAGAGGAAAUACCGUGGGCUCAUGUUUGGGGGCAAUUUUGCUUAUGUUAUGAAGGACGUAAGCUUGUCAUUGAAACAACUUAUCUUAGAGAUUAUGGCAUCAAGGAUGGUGACCAGCUUCGUUUCAUACGUCAUGUACCUAAUACUUGUUUACAAAGAAAGAGGCUAAAGAAAAGAGUUGUCAAUUUGAAAAUAAAAAGGAGGUAUAGGUCAUCCACCAAAGCGAAUAGAUAUCAACAGAAACUAGGAUGUGGAGGUGACGACGACAUUGGUUUCGAUGAAGAAUAUCUUGUUGGCAAGGAGAGAUUAACGGGCUUUUUGGGAGGUUUGUUCUCAUACAACCGGAUGGCAGUUGCGGAAAGAGCAAGAACUGAAAGCAGGGUUUGCCCCUCAUCCAUUGCUGAAGUCAGUGGUUGAGAGAUGAGACUUCGACGGAGAAAUUACCUUGGCUUAUUCUUGGCUCUGAAUAUCAUAUAUGCUCAUGUCAUUAUGCAACGUCUUAGCAUGAUGAAUUGUAUUGCAGUGAAUUUCAAGCUUCUGUGCAUAGUGAUGUAUAUGAAUGGAGUUAGGGCUCUCAGCCUCUCAAAGAAAGAAACUGCAUAUAUGGUACGCACAUUUCUACUCUCCUUGGGUACGAUAUAGAGGAGUCUUACAAUUAAGGAAGAAAAUGGAUUCAUGAUGAGAUUUCUCGCAUAUUGCAUGAGAAGAAGAAAUUCAUGCG